AUGGAUCGGUUGCUGGCGGUGCUUCUCGGGAGCCUCGUUGUGCUGGGCCAGACGUGCGCCGGCUACCACGACAGCUUCUGGUACGUGUUCGCGCUCACGAUCAGCGGGACCAGUCUUGUCAUCUCGCUCGUCCUCCUGAUCCUGUCGCGGACCAGCAGCGGAAAGGCACAGGAGCUGAUGUGCGUGUCUGCCGCGGUCCUGGCGUGCCUCUGGCUGGUGGGCACCGCGUUCAUGACGGUGAAGGCGCCCUACGUCGUGACCGGGAACGGUUAUUUUGGCUCGUGGGUGGCGCUGAUCUUCUCGUGGCUACUGGCGGUCGAGCACUCUCCGUCCCUGAAGGCUCCUCUGGACGGUCUGGUCGCGAACGGCGGGGUUAGUGUUGCGAUGCUGACCCUGGCCAGCCUCGUGGUCUUCUGCCAGACGGUCUGGCAUGUCAUCGACCACCAUGGCGUCGAUCAUUUCGAGGUCGUCUGGGUCUUGGUGUGCAGUGGUUUCAGCCUGUUUGUCUUGCUGCUCCUCCACGUGCAGUCCGUGAGCGAGAAAAUCAAGAACCACUUCACCCUGAUUGCAGUAUUCCUCUUCCUGUGGUGGAGUGUUGGCUGGUUCGUUGCUACUUUUGACUUUCCCUAUCGGCUUACGGGCAACGGCUUCUUCGGUUGCUGGGUCGCCUUGUUCUAUGCGUUCGAGCUGGCCGACACCGCGGGGGGCCUCGGGCUUCAGCAGCGUGCCGAGAGCACUACCAGGAACAUCCCGCGAGCCUUGCUUGGCGUCACCCUGGGCUCUGCCGUUGUUCUCGUGGCAAUAACCUACAAUGGCUGCUGGGGAUCUCACCACUCCGGCUGGUGCUCGUGGGCCUUCGUGUGCUCCUGCAUCAGCCUGGUGGUGUGCGCUUUCCUGUGUAUCGUGAUGGCGAUCGGGUCUGGCAGCAAGGUCGAGGGAGCCCUUCCACACGUCGCGGUCUUCCUGCUCUUGUGGUGGACAAUCGGCACAGGCAUCAUGACCUUCGAGCACCCGUUUACCGCCACCACCAACGGCUACUUCGGCGCAUGGCUGGCGGUCGUCUGCUCGGCGGUGCUGUGCCACGACCACGCCCAGAGCCUCCAGGACUUCGUGGGCAGGUUCGGGGAACAUGGGCGCCUCCUGCCCUUGCUGUUCCUUGCCUCCGUGACCCUGCUGGUCCAGGUGCUCUUCGACACCUUCGACGACUGGGAGCACAAGAACCUUCCCGUCGCCUGGAUCGUGGCCGCUGGCACCCUGUCGAUCUGCCUCGUCAUGAUGCUCACCAGAUCGAAGGAGGACAUCGGGAGGAUCCUCAUGGUGGUCAUGCUCCUCCUGUGGGCUGGCGGCGUGGGCGUGCUGACGUUCGACGCGCCGUACCUGCACACCGGCAACGCCUACUUCGCCUGCUGGUGCGGCCUCUGCGUGUCUGCCCUGGCGGUCUGGAGGCUCUACCCCGACGUCGUCCGGAGGGCCAUGCCCGAGGCCGGCGAGCCGCCGGCUGCGGUGGUUGGCGUGUCGGUGGUGUGA
Prorocentrum cordatum is the source of this 1527-nucleotide messenger RNA. Lineage: Eukaryota; Dinophyceae; Prorocentrales; Prorocentraceae. The record is from the annotation of a GenBank genome assembly.